Arabidopsis arenosa is the source of this 1484-nucleotide messenger RNA. NCBI's taxonomy places the organism in Eukaryota, Viridiplantae, Streptophyta, Magnoliopsida, Brassicales, Brassicaceae. The record is from the annotation of a GenBank genome assembly.
UUCUUCUUCUCCUCCCUCUCUCGUUUACCCAGCUCCUGAAACAGGAGUAUACAAAAGAUGUGGGCAUAGAUGAGAUUUGAUAUCAGGAGAAGUUGAGAGAGAGAGAGAGGUUAGUUUGGAAAUGUUUACGCGGGAGAUAACAGCAAAGGACGUGAAAGCGACUGAGAAAAACAGGAUUCGAUACUCUUCCAAACACAUUAAGCAUCUUCCACCUGGAACCAUUACUGAAUUUGAAUGGAAGGAUUAUUGUCCCUUGGGUUUCAGACUUAUACAAGAACUUGAGGAUAUUAAUCAUGACGAAUACAUGAAGUCUAUCUGUAAUGAUGAGACAUUAAGGAAGCUUUCUUCUGGCAAAGUUGGUAACAUGUUUCUUCUCUCCAAAGAUGACCGUUUUCUCAUCAAGAUUCUCCGCAAAUCCGAAAUCAAGGUAAUACUAGAGAUGUUGCCUGGUUACUUCCGUCAUAUCCAUAAAUACAGGUCAACCUUGUUGUCCAAGAAUUAUGGAGCUCAUUCUGUCAAGCCUAUUGGAGGUGUUAAGACAUAUUUUGUCGUCAUGUCGAACAUACUACAGUCGGAUGUUUUUAUGAACAAGGUCUAUGAUCUAAAGGGUUCAUCACAAGGUCGGACUAAUAAGAAGAUCAAAGUGAGAGAUAAAACCAUUUUGAAGGAUAUAGACCUUGAUUUUUGUUUCUAUGUGGAUUCUUUGGCUAGACACCGCCUCAUCAAGCAAACGAAGCUAGAUUGUGAACUUUUGGAAGAUGAAGGCAUAAUGGAUUAUAGCUUAAUGCUUGGUUUACAAGUGAAAGGCUCGUGUCAUGGUUCAAUUGAUGAAUUAAGCCCGAUAUACGAUAGCUUCACAUCACGAGGCUCUGUUGACAGCAAUAGCUCUAAGUUUAUGAAGACAGCUUCAAACUCUCCAGAUAGAUCUUCUACAAUGUAUUCAUGCACGCCGAGCAGAAAUUCAGUUGAUAGUGAGAACUCAGUGGAUAAACAAUCAGUAGCAAGUAUAAGCACUAGUCCAGUACCAACCAGCGCUUCUGAUUCUCCACAUGGAAGCAUUGUUUCCAGAACAAGUCUCACCAACAUCUUCCAAAACAGCUCAAGCACAAACUUCGGUAUGAAGAUACCGGGACGAGCAAGACGGGUGGGGAGAGGAGAAUCAGGAAGUGUGGUGGGGAAACACAGCAGAGGAGGAGGAGAAGAAUGGUACGAUGUGAUAUUGUAUCUUGGGAUCAUAGACAUUUUCCAAGACUAUGGUGUGAGAAAACGCAUUGAACAUUGUUACAAGUCAAUUCAACACAGCUCUAAGACGAUCUCAGCCGUCCAUCCCAAGAUGUACUCUUCUCGUUUUCAAGACUUUGUCUCUCAGAUCUUCUUACCAGACGAAGAUCCUUCUCGCUGAUACUAACUUCCAUGUCUUAACAACUAUACUCAAUUAUAUUCACCGGAGCCAACUUCACACACAAUAAAGGGACGUGCCACGU